This is a messenger RNA of Planococcus citri (citrus mealybug), 2767 nucleotides long. It is a transcript of the gene mio, whose product is annotated as GATOR complex protein mio. Gene Ontology annotation, biological process: positive regulation of TORC1 signaling; cellular response to amino acid starvation. Gene Ontology annotation, cellular component: cytoplasm. The coding region runs from base 153 to 2699 and encodes 848 amino acids. Gene Ontology annotation, molecular function: protein binding. The record is from RefSeq and is a predicted model, not a curated record. The transcript is spliced from 16 exons. Lineage: Eukaryota; Metazoa; Arthropoda; Insecta; Hemiptera; Pseudococcidae.
AAUACUGGAAUUAUCAGAUGGCGGUUGUUCGAGGAAUUUCUCAAAUAAAUGUGCGUCGUGCGUAUUACGUGAAUGAGAAUCCGUUUUGAAUUUUCACUAGACUAGUGCUCCGUAUGUGGAUUUUCGUGCUGGUAUUCUGAACCUAUACCACAAUGGGAAGUUCGCGCUUAGAAGUGAUUUGGUCACCAUAUCAUACGAAUAAAUUUAUUACUUGGGGAGAUGACAUUUACCUCUACGAAGCUAGAUCAAAUAAAGAACCGGUUAAGCAAAAUGAUAUUGUGAUCUCAGAAAACACAGUAGCUCGAUUACUAGCUACUAAUUCCAAUUAUCGUUACGUUAAAUGCAUCGACGUUUAUCCGAAAUCGGACACAGAUCUUUUGUUAGCUUUGGGCCAAGCUAAUGGCAAAGUUUCCUUAACGACUUUCGGUCCUUCAGUAUUCGAUUCGUUUCGAUUAGCUGGGCUAGAAUUGUGUCCUAGACACGCCAGACAAUGUAACACCGUGAAAUGGAAUCCAAUCGAAACGAAUCUCUUGGCAUCCGGUUACGAAAAACAUCGCAGCGAUCAUUCCAUCUUAAUAUGGGAUGUAAUGAAAGGACCAUCAGAUACACGAAUGUACGGCAGUUACUCUUCUGUGUACGGUGUUCAGAGUACCGAGUUCGUUAAACCAAUCAUGGAAAUAGGUCUUUCAGAUAUGGCUCAUUCGAUAGCGUGGUUUAAUCAAUCGCCUCAUAAAUUAGUCGUCGGUAUUAAUAAUAAGAAUCUGAAAAUCAUAGAUCUCAGAGAAAUCACAAGCGCUGUGUAUUCUCAACCUACCAAAGCUGUUUACGGUGUUGAAGUGGCUCCUUAUGACGAUAAUUAUAUCGUCUCAUUUGGCGAUAAUCAGAUUGCUGUUUGGGAUAGUCGUAAUUUGGAGAAAUCCAUUUUGUUACUAACGCAGAGUAAAAUAGUCUCCAAGGUAUCAUGGUGUCCUACCAGACGCAGUCUAAUCGGUUCUUUACAAAAAGAGAGUUCGGCGAUACAUUUGCACGAUAUACAACAAAGUAUGGAAGAAAAUGAGCCUUCCGUAUUAUGGCGUAGUAUUCAACCGGGUCAAAAUGUACCUUUGACUUCGUUCUCUUGGCACCCGAAAAACGAAAAUAGAUUGAUCGCCAUUUCUCUCGUAGGAGCCAUUACCGAUUACACAGUUUUCGAAAGAAUGACUUUAAAUUGGUCUCCGAGCACGCACAUUGUGUGGACUUACGGUCGUCGUCAUUUGAAACUGAUUAGCGAUCAAGAUAGAAUAUAUGCGAAUAUACAUGAUUUAACACCAAAGAUAAAGAGAAGAGCUAUCGCGGAAUAUGGUCUGAAGGAACUUUGGAUGAACACCGAGCUUUGCGAGAGUGAAUGUCUUGCUACAGUGUGGCAAUGGCUAAGUUCCAGUAAAACUUUAGUCGAGGAAGGUAUUAUAAAAUGUAAUCCGUCCAUAAAACAUCCAGGUAUCAGGACUGUAUUGGGUAUCGAUUCCGGUAAAGCAAAUGUACUCAAAUCAGAGCAUGUCUGGACUCAAUGGCACGAUAUCGGUGUUCCUAUAGUCGUAUACAAGAGCCCAGCUCGUGAAAAUGCUUUACAACUUUGCGGUUGGACUUUUUCCAAAGAUUUAUCAACGUUAGAAAGAAUGGAAUUGGACGGUGCUUACGCUCGAGCUGCGGCAAUCGCUAUUUUCAAUUUAAGAUUAAGAUACGCAAUUGAUAUAUUAAACAGAGGAGCUGUCAGACAGCCUCAGUUGGCAGUUAUAGCGAUGGCUUUAUCAGGAUAUACAACGGAUAAAAAAAGUUUAUGGAGAGAACUAUGUCCUACUACAAAGGAACAGCUGUCAGAUCCUUAUUUAAAAGCAGCUUUUGCUUUCUUAGUAGAUCAGUCUAAAACUUUCGAACACGUUUUGUGUGAGACAGAUAUGUUGAUAGAUGAUCGUGUAGCGUUCGCUUGUAUAUUUCUAUCGGAUGCAGAUCUUGUCGAAUAUGUAUGUAAAUUGACCGAUUAUAUUUACGAAACUGGAGAUAUCACAGGAAUCAUACUGACGGGUACAAGCGAAGAAUGUAUCCCUUUACUACAAAAAUACUUAGAUAAAACUGGAGAUGUACAAAGUGUAAGCUUAAUAGCAGUUCGAGGAUUUCAUUCGAAUUUUCUCCACGAAGAUAAUAUUUGCCAGUCGUGGAUUGAAAGUUACCGAAGUCUUCUGGAUGGCUGGCGUCUGUGGAUAGAAAGAGCGAAAUUCGAUAUUGUACUCAAUGCUCAAAAAGUUCCUCCUCAACAAGUAUUUAUCUCGUGUAAUUUUUGUGGCAAAAGUAUUUCGGCGUUUUUACAAGAUAAAAUACGUAAUAAAUCAAAAAUGAUAGGUAUUCAGAAUAACGACGCUUCUAAUUACCAAGGAUUACGUAUGUUGCAUGAUGAAAUAACCUCGUGUCCAAAUUGUCAUAAACCUUUGCCUCGUUGUGCCAUUUGUCUUACCAAUAUGGGAACUCAAAGCACUUACCUAGGACCUGGAAGUAAUGCCCCGACGACUUCCAUUAAAUCGUGUGAAUUUUCUUCUUGGUUUACUUGGUGUCAGACUUGUAGACAUGGAGGGCAUGCUGAUCAUCUUUCAGAAUGGUUCAAAGAACACACCGAGUGUCCUGUUAGCGGAUGUGUUUGUAAAUGUUUAUCGUUGGAUGAUAUUUGACGAAGUAUUUGAUUGGAUAUCGUAAUAAUUUAUAUGAACUGUGAUAUCAAAAGAGAAUUUUUUUUGUA